Messenger RNA from Erpetoichthys calabaricus (reedfish), 2469 nucleotides. RefSeq names its product cyclin I family, member 2 (gene ccni2). Bases 428 to 1492 code for a protein of 354 amino acids. Gene Ontology annotation, molecular function: cyclin-dependent protein serine/threonine kinase regulator activity. The transcript is spliced from 7 exons. Gene Ontology annotation, biological process: mitotic cell cycle phase transition; regulation of cyclin-dependent protein serine/threonine kinase activity. NCBI's taxonomy places the organism in Eukaryota, Metazoa, Chordata, Cladistia, Polypteriformes, Polypteridae. The record is from RefSeq and is a predicted model, not a curated record. Gene Ontology annotation, cellular component: cytoplasm; cyclin-dependent protein kinase holoenzyme complex; nucleus.
AGGGGGCGGGGUCCGUGCGUUCGAAUUGCUUCAAUACGGAACAGCAGCCGUGAGGGGUGGGUUUUCUGUAAAUCGAGACCGAAAACGGAUUUGCACCUCCGUGGUAUCUUUGUUUUGUUUUUGCAAAGCUGUUGUUUCACAUUUUGAUUUUUUUUCAUUUUAUGCGCAAUUUAUAUUUAAAAUCUAAACAUUUUUAUAAUGAUCCCUUCUUUUCGGCUCCAAGCUUAUCAACAAAACAUCCGAGGUCCCUUACGGGCAGCAAAAGCUUUGUUUUCGUUUUUUUGUCAGUUUGUUGAAGAGCGCAAAAUGGACGAAUAAAAGCAGAUCUUGACCCGUUAAAUGAGCCGAGGGUCGGAAGAAAGCGUCGUGUUUUGUUACGGGGAGGUAGCUGUGCCCUCAAGGCAAACUGGCCAGUUCCAGGGGUGCUAUGAAAUAUCCAGGGUCAGCAGAAUGCCAGAGGCUGGCGUUUCUACUCGAAGAAGCUCUUGCCAGAGAGAGCCGUCUCUGGAAGAUGCCUUUACACAGGAACGCCAGCAUUCAGGGCACUGAUAUCUCUCCGUCUCAACACGAUGAGGCAGUUUUGUGGCUGGGGGAGUUGUGCUCUCGUUUUAAAUUCUACCCAGAAACCUUUGCUCUGGCAGUGAGCAUUCUGAACAGACUGCUGGCAGUGGUGAAGGCACAACCAAAAUACUUACGGUGCAUUACAGUGACCUGCUUGAUUCUUGCUGCAAAAACCAAUGAGGAGGCAGAGAUGAUUUUGUCAGUCGGUGACUUUGCAGUGCAGAGCCAAUGCAAUUGCUCACCAGCUGAAAUUCUAAGAAUGGAGAGGAUCAUAUUGGACAAGCUGCACUGGGAUCUUUAUAUUGCAACACCAGUUGACUUCAUAAACAUCUUCCAUGCCAUGGUGAUGUCCAGCCGACCUCAUAUUCUAGACCUGCUCCCUCAGAAGAACCCUUCACGCCAUGCUGCAUUCUUGACCAGGCAGGUGCAGCAUUGUAUGGCCUGCCACCAGCUGUCGCAGUUCAAAGGCUCCACGCUUGCCUUGGCAAUCAUAACUUUGGAGUUGGAGAGGGUGACUCCUGACUGGUUCUCUGUAUUUACUGAUCUGCUAAAGAAAGCACAGAUUGAUAGUGUGGAAUUCAUUCGCUGCAAAGAGCUUGUUGACCAGUAUUUAAGUAGCCUUCAGUUGUCAUCUCUUCCAAAUAUGGUGUACAUUUAUGACCCAGCAAACCAUGACCUGAUGGCUCACCAUAUGAAAUUUAAACCAAAGGAACAAGAGUUUCCAAAUCCUGUAAACUACAGGCGGAAGAAGAUCAACACACAUGUCAAAGUAAUGGAGGUGGAUGAUUUUUAUGAUGGCUUUGUUUACCUCUAUAAUGAAGGAAUGACAGCACCGGAAACUGGACAAAGUGCUGAUAUUAAUGCUUGUGAAAAAGGGCUGGAACUUGGAAGUAUCUCUCCUUGUCCACCUCUGCAAACACCGGAGAUUUAAUUGCAACAUGAAAGUGAGGCACCGGCUACAUUCUAGACAGAAGUGGUAGCAUUCCUAUUGGCAGUGGUCCCUUUUUAAUAUUGGGGAGCCUUUCAUUUUUUUUUUCCUGUUUCUUUGCAUUUCCCAACAACUUUAUAUGAGCAUUCCUUUCAUUAAUCCUUAAUGUUGAAAUACCUAUAUUUUUUUAGUGUUUCACUAUAAAAAGCUUAGUGUCCAUAACUGUUAAAAGGCUUAGUGCCAAAAAUAUAUUCUGCAUUGAGUUUUUAAUAUUUAUUUUGUGCAAUUUGACACCUUUGAUGUUCUAAGCCCCAAGCAUGGUUCUGUGAUGGUGCAGUUUAUUUGUUUUUUUUUUUAACUUAAGAUUAUUUUAUGAAAUUAAUGUUGUUUAAUCAUUUUCCUUCCCUUAUACGGUUAAUGUUGAAAUGUCCAAAUAUGACAAAUGUAACAAUUAGUUUUCAAAACGAUAGAUUUUAUGUAGAGGCCUUACCUUCAUAAAUGGCACUUUGCUUUAUCCUGUCAAUGCUUGUGCAUUUCCUGUCAUGCUGCAAAUAAUAUUGUGGUGCUAAAUGUACCUGAAAGUAACUUUAAAUAAGCUACGUGAAACUGGGAAGAAUGACUGACUGUACUGGGGGAAUAUCAGUUUGUGCGAAUGGCAAUAUUAUUUCAAAGGCAGCUAAAAGCCUUCUGUAGAUGGUAGUCUUAUUUUUGUAUAUUUUAUUAGGCUGGGUUCAUUUUGUUUCUUGAAUAGUACAUGUGAGUUUUGUGUAUGUACAGCUACAGUAUAUACUAACAAUGUUCACUGUAUUUUUAUUUUUUGUAUUACUACCAUAACUGUUUUGUUAAAUCAUUUUGAUUUUUUUUUUCUGGAAUUGAUAAAGAGCACCUUCAUUUUGUUUUUGUUUUUUUACUUUAUUAUACUGUGAAACUUGCUUACCAGUUUUAUACUAUUUUGUAAAUAAAAAUGUUCUUGAAUUUUA